AUGGCACAGUCUUCCACCUGGUUCUGGUUCAUCCUGGUGUUCGGAUGCCUGGUGCUGUCGGUGUUUUCCACUAUUCCGGCUCAUCAGGAGUUCUCCUCUCACUGCCUGCUCAUUCUGGAGUUUGUGAUGAUUGUGGUGUUUGGUCUGGAGUACAUCAUCAGAAUAUGGAGCGCAGGCUGCUGCUGUCGCUACAGAGGCUGGCAGGGACGCCUUCGCUUCGCCCGCAAGCCAUUCUGUGUCAUAGACAUCAUUGUCCUUAUCGCUUCCGUGGCAGUGGUUUCAGCAGGUAGCCAGGGAAAUAUCUUUGCCACAUCAGCGCUGCGCAGCCUCCGGUUCCUGCAGAUCCUCCGAAUGGUGCGCAUGGACCGGAGGGGCGGCACCUGGAAGCUCCUGGGCUCUGUAGUCUACGCACAUAGCAAGGAGUUGGUGACAGCGUGGUACAUUGGAUUUCUGGUGCUGAUUUUCUCCUCGUUUUUGGUGUAUUUGGUGGAAAAGGAGUUUAACAAAGAGUUUGCCACAUAUGCUGAUGCACUGUGGUGGGGAACGAUCACGUUGACAACCAUUGGUUAUGGCGAUAAGACCCCCCAGACCUGGACUGGCCGACUGUUAUCCGCCGGUUUCGCAUUGUUGGGGAUCUCUUUCUUCGCGCUGCCGGCUGGCAUACUUGGCUCAGGUUUUGCCCUGAAGGUGCAGGAGCAGCAUCGACAGAAGCAUUUUGAGAAGAGGAGGAACCCAGCUGCUAGUCUGAUCCAGGCGGCUUGGCGUCUGUACUCCACUGACGGCGCUCGGCCUUACCUCAGGGCCACAUGGCAACACUACCAAAGCGCCCUCUCUCCCUUCAGGCAUUGUGUCUGGCGUAGUUAUGCUGCUGAUGAGAACUCGGUUUCCAUUGCUACCUGGAAGCCUCAUUUGAAGGCAUUGCAUACCUGCAGCCCAAUCAAGAAAGAGCAGGGUGAGACUACCUACAGUCAGAAGUUGAGUUUUAAGGAGCGCGUGCGAAUGGCCAGUCCACGUGGUCAGAGCAUGAAGAGCCGCCAGACGUCAAUGAACGACCGCCAGCGCUGUUCCCCCGGUAACGAUGUGGGGGGCGGGCCAGAGCUGCUGGGUGGAAGUCCAGCGAAAGUCCAAAAGAGCUGGAGCUUCAAUGACCGCACGCGAUUCAGACCAUCACUGCGCCUCAAGAGCCAGAUACGAACACCCGUGCCUGAUGUAGACCCUGGCAUGACCACUGAGGACUCGUUAGAUGAGCGAGGCUGCCAUUGUGAUGUCACACUGGAGGAUCUGUCUGCUCCUCUCAAGGCCGUCAUCAGGGCUGUGAGGAUCAUGAAGUUCCACGUUGCAAAGAAGAAGUUUAAGGAAACACUCCGUCCUUAUGAUGUGAAAGAUGUCAUAGAGCAGUACUCAGCAGGACAUUUGGAUAUGCUCUGUCGCAUCAAGAGUCUUCAGACAAGAUUAGACACUGUUGUUGGUCCUCCUCCUCGACCCUUCAGUCGUAGGAACUUUUCCUCUCCUUCUCUGCAUUUAUAUUACAGCCAAGCCCGGAAGAAGAACCCAGCAGCAGGCGCGACAGGCUCUGGUCCCAGCCUCAGUAACCGUCCCAAGAACAUGGUGGACCAAAUCUUGGGAAAAGGUCAUAUUUCUGCAGACAAAAAACUGAGAGAAAAACUUCACCACGAUGGAGACUCGAUGGAGGGCAUGAGCAUGCUGGGGCGAGUUUGUAAGGUGGAAAGACAGGUGUGCUCCAUUGAGUCAAAGCUGGAUUCUCUGUUAGAUAUUUACCGCCAAGUCCUACAGAAAGGCCCCUCGGCGCUGUCCUCCUUGCCCCUGUUUGAGCUGGACAACCCCCACAACCAUGGCUCAGUUGGGGGUAGCAGAGAGGGAAGCGAUGGAGCCCGGCGUUCGCAUGGUUCAAACCCCAGGGGCUUGAGACUCAUCCUGCCACCGGCCGAUGAUGACAUCCCUCCAGACUCUGCCCCUCCCUCGUACCCUCCAUCUACGGCCUCCUUGUCUCCAUCUCCACUACUGCCCCCCGAGAGCCCAUACCCCACACUGCUAACACCGAUAGUCUGCUCCAAGAGAUCCCACUUUGCUGAUUUACCACCUUUGCCGCCCUCCUCUGGACCUUUCACCCUCCAGCUUCCUCCGAUGCUGCAGCCAGCUCACCUGCACUGCCCCUCGGACUCUGCCCCAGGUGAUUGUUUUGAGGCAGGAGAGGGCCACCUGGGACCCUCUGUAAUAGUCCGAUCUAGUUUGGAUGAGGAUCAAGAGGACAGCGAAGUGUCCCAGGAAGGAGUUGAGCGAGAGUCUGGGUUAAAGAGUGACAGUGCCUGGAGAAGACACAUGAGUUUGGAAAUCAACCCUUUAAUGCUUCUUUCCUCGAGCCCAGACCAGAGGGCGUCAGACUGGAGAAGUGACCUGGGGAAGUCUCUGUCUGUGCACAACCUCAGCCAGGCUCAGAGAGACUGCAGCCGGCCCUCCAGACACAACAGCAGCAGCAGCAGCAGCAGUGAACAGGGGCCCGGAGAGUGCAACUGGGACGACACAGACCUGUUUCUCAAUGAAUGUAAACUAGGUUCACGUGCGGGACAUUUCCACUUCCGGUCUCCAGGAGGUGAGGUUACCCGCUCGGAGCGUGUGGAGGGAGUAGCUCCUCGCAACAAGGAGGAUUCCACAGACUUUCUCAGCCAGUCCCCGCACACAGACCAGGCAUAG
This is a messenger RNA of Knipowitschia caucasica, 2712 nucleotides long. The record is from the annotation of a GenBank genome assembly. Lineage: Eukaryota; Metazoa; Chordata; Actinopteri; Gobiiformes; Gobiidae.